AUGACUAUCAUCACGGACCACAUACGCUCAGCAUGGAGCGACAAGCAAACACAUGUCGUUAUGUUCUCUGCAACCGCUAUUGCGCUCUAUGGCUACGACCAGGGUUUGCUCUCUCUCGUCAACACGAACGAGAACUAUCUAUCUACGAUGGGUAUUGGGAAAGAGUCGCCGAUCGUUGGUGUUGUUGUGGCGGUGUACUAUCUAGGUACUGCAGUAGGAGCUGUACUGUUCUCCUGGCUAGCGGACAGGUUGGGGCGAAAGAAGAGUAUCUUCUUCAGCUUAGCUGCGGCAAGUCUUGGAAACUUGAUCAUGUUCGUUGCGGGUUUCAAGUUCCAGCAGAUAGCACUGGGUGUUAUGCUGGCGGGAAGAGUUAUAAUGGGUCUUGGAGUCGGAGGUAUCGACGCUGUAAUUCCAACGUACUCCUCUGAGCUUGCUGCGGACGAUGCUAGAGGAAAAUCACUAGCACAGGAGUUCCAGUCGAACAUCUUUGGAUUGCUGAUGGCAUUCGGUAUCAACUUGGGCGUCACUUUAGCCCUUGGAAAAUCCAACCAGUGGGCUUGGAGGAUACCGAUUAUUGUCAUGCAGGUGUACCCCGUUGCACUGAUGUCACUCGUGGGGACUCUACCAGAAAGCCCGAGGUGGCUCGUUUUUCACGACAAACAAGAUGAGGCCAAGGCGGCUCUGGAAGAGAUUUACGGUGACGAUAGUGAGCAGCAGUACGAUGAGCUAGUUGAGGCGCAUGAGAAAGAGCAGGGUGAUAGCGUGGGCUACUUGGACAUGCUCAACCCGUACCAUGCGCAGUUCCAUCCAACUGUGGUCACGAUCAUGUGUCAGGUCAAUCAGGCACUGACUGGAUAUGGAGCCGUCUCUGUAUAUGGGCCUCAAAUCUUCCAGCUUCUCGGCUUCGAUACUCGCACAUCCGAGUACCUGACACUUGGCAACUACACUUCUUAUUUCUUCUUGAUGACUUUCGCGUGGCUGCUCAUCGAUGCUAUCGGUCGCCGCAAACUUCUCGUUCAAGGCUCCAUGCUACUGUCGGCUUCCUUCCUCGUACUUACGGUUUUCGGCGGCCUGUCCGAGAAUUCAUCGAAGAUUGACAUCCCGGUUGUCGUCCCUGGCAUCCUCGGCUCCAUUACGCUGUUCAUCGCCACGGGCGCGUUUGGAAUUGGGUGGCUUGCAACGGUCUGGCUAAUUCCUACGGAGAUAUUCCCCACGACUUCAAGAGCCCAGGGCACUGCCAUCUCAGUCGUCAUCUGGGGGUUCGCCAAUUUCGCGAUUACUUUUUUGACGCCCAUCAUGUUCAACAACCUAUCUUACUUCAUUUUCUUGGUGUUUGCCGCAACGAACGCCACCGCCGGAAUAUGGACAUACCUCUAUCUCCCCGAGACUGGUGGUAGAAGCUUUGACGACAAUCAAGAGUUCUUCAAGCAAGCAGGUGAAGCUAAGACGUGGCGCGUAAGCAAGGUUGCGAAGGGUGAAUGGUCCAAGAUGCUCUACCCAGACCCUGAGAGCGAUGGAGAUCGUCUUAUUGACGCAGAGAGGGUGCCUUUGCUAAGGAGGGUGCAGGAUCAGGUACCAAGUGCCGAGUAG
Ascochyta rabiei is the source of this 1590-nucleotide messenger RNA. RefSeq lists its product as uncharacterized. Bases 1 to 1590 code for a protein of 529 amino acids. The transcript is spliced from 2 exons. Gene Ontology annotation, cellular component: membrane. Gene Ontology annotation, molecular function: carbohydrate:proton symporter activity. Gene Ontology annotation, biological process: transmembrane transport; carbohydrate transport. The record is from RefSeq and is a predicted model, not a curated record. Lineage: Eukaryota; Fungi; Ascomycota; Dothideomycetes; Pleosporales; Didymellaceae.